AUGAGUUUUAGUGCCGACGAUCCGUUGGCGGGUAUUUUAAGUGACGGAAGCGAUGAUAGUUUCUUUGAUGAUGAUAUUUUAAAUAAAAAGAAACCUGACAAAAAGAAAGAUAUCAUAACUAACAUUGAAAAAAAGAAUACGUUAUUCGACUUAGAUGAUCGGCAAAGAACUAAGCCCUCUGAUAAUACUUACACAUCCAGUAAGAUAAAGGAUAACGUAGAGUCACGAAAAACUUCAUCAAUAAUUGAAAAUAAAUCUAUAUCUCCGGCUGCAGUAAGACAUUCGUUUUCUAAAGAGGAAAUUAAUUUAACAAAAGAAAAACCUAAUACAACCUUACCGGAUUACUUUCAAUCUCCGAUAAAGCCAAAUGUUUCUAAAAAAAUAGAUUUAUUAGGCGAUCUAAUCGAAGAGAAAAAUAUACCAAAGCCUUUAGAAAGGGGUAAGAGUUCACAAUCCUUAUUGGAUGACAUACUUGGAGGGGCUACUGUAAAAACACAAAUAUCAAGACCUGCUACAUCAACGAAAAAUCAAGAUAUUAAUUUGAACUCGGUAAUAGGAAAAAGUGAAUCUAAACAAACUUUAAAUUCGAAUAUUGGUUCUAAACCAACUUUAUUAAAACAAGAGCUAAAACCAGAUAACUCUAGAACGAGUAAACAGAAAAAGAAAAGUGACGAUUGGCUAGGAAUCUUUCAGGAAUCGGAAGAUACCAUUAAGGAAGAUUCCGAUAUGCCAUCUUGGUUAACGGGAGGUAAAACAAAACAAGUUGAAAAAGAAAUAAAACCUACUGAACCAGUCAAAGAAAGCAUAGAAGAAACACACACUGAAACGAAAGAAAUUAGUAAUGUAGAAACACCACAACAAAAAUGUUUAAACUUGGAGGUGAAUGAUGAUUUGACAUCAGAAGGAUUAACGAUGUGUUUGCAGCAGCAAGAAGCUCAGCUGCAGAUUGCUCUUCAGUUAAAGGCACAGGAUGAUAAAUUAGCAGCAAUGCAAAUGCGUCAGAAGGAAACACAAAAAGUGCAGCGUGAAACAGCAAUGGUUCAUCAUCAGCAGUUAGAUGCAAUGCUGCGUAGACAAGCUGAGCAUCGCCGACAGAUGCAAACCAUUAUUGCCUCCCAUCAAGAUAGGAUUACGCAAAGGAUAAAGGCACUGUUAGUCAAUACCGAAGACGUCGCGCUGGGUAUAGUUGACGGGGAAGUAGACCCGACAGAAGUUAAAGAAAGCCCUUACACGAGAGAAAAGAAACAAUUGCUUCAAUUAGUUAAGUCACUUCAACAGAAUCAUGAUAAAGAAAUUGAUUUAAUGGAAACUUCCUAUAGGCGACAAUUAGAUUUUUUGGAAGUAUCUUAUAACCAAGCUGAAGAACGAAUGAAAGAUGAGGCAGACAAGCUGGUAAAAUUUUAUACUGAAAAGAUAUCGUGGUUGGACGACCAUCACCAAAUGUACAAAAAAAUGACAGAAGAGAAUUUAACCUCUAUCAUGGAACGGCAUAAGGCCGAAAAUGACGUACUAAGACAACAACACCUUGACAAUAUUAAAGUUUUACAGGAGCAUCAUGCAUCUCUUUUGGAGAAUAUCAAACACGCAGUAAAACAGGAGCAAGUUCUUAUUAAGGACUCAGCAGAAUUUUCAUUAGACUUACAAGGGCUGGUAGUAGAUGUUAAAGAUAAUAAUGACAAAUGUCAGCAGAUGUUCAGUAAAAUGGACGCGUUGGUGAAAGAAACUCAAAGAGAUAAUGAAAGAAGUCUGCAGAUAAGAGAGAAACAUAUUACGGAUAUCAUUGAUCAGCUGAAAAAAGAUCGAGAGGACUUUGAGAAGGAAAAAACGGAAAGUAAAGAUAUUGUGAAAAUGCUUGAAAGCCGACUCCGACAGAUGACUACAAUGAUGGAAGAGGAAACAGCGUCUCUUCGACAGAAAAAGAUGGAGUUUGAAUUCGAGAAAGCAACGUUUAGUAAACAGACUGAAUUCGCCAAAAAUUUGCUUAAGAAACAAGAUGAAGAGGUUAAGAUGUUAAAAAAUGAAAUACAGAAGGAAUAUCAAGAGAAGAUAGCGAGGGUAGAUGAAGAGAGGGCUAAAAUUAUGAAGGAGUCGGGAUUGGUUGCCAAAGAAAAGGCCUCCAUACAAAGUCUAAAAUUGGAAAUAGAGAAAACUAAAGCAGAGUUGGAUGCUCGUCUACAAGAAGUAACCGAGGAGAGGUCAAAACUAAACGCCGAAAAACAAGCGAUAUAUAUCGAAGAGCAGAGAAUAACAGCCAAGAAUCGAGAUUUGGACCUCUUAGCGAAAUCGGCUAUCGAAAAACAAUCGCAAGCAGAUAAAAAACUAUCGGAGGCCAAUUUCAUUCAGCAAAAAUACGAAGAUCGCAUUCAUAGGAUUCAAGAACAUGUUGUGUCAUUAAAUUUAAGAGAAAAACAAAUUGCGAAGGAAAAAGUAGCUCUAUCAAGGGAAAGAUUGAGUUUGCACAAUGAAAGGAAACAGUUGGAUGAAAAGCAAUGUUCUUUAUGUCGUACUAAUGUUCAGUCUCUGCCGGUUCAUACGGAGUUUGGGAUUUCGAGAGAAUUUAGUCACAUGAGUUUUGUUCCCAAAGAUUUUUCUAUGAAUAGAGAUUUUAAUUUAAGCAGGGAUUAUGGUAUAAUUAACGAUAUAGAAAUGGAAAUGUCUAAUUUUAAUAAUGAGGGCAGACAAGACGGGGAUAUCGCAGAGGAUGGCCAAGGGCAAGGAUCCAAUCGGUAUAAGAGUUACAUGGAUCCAAAGUUAAUGAUGCUUCGCUUGGAUGUUCAAAAAGUGAUUAAUAGUUUACAACAAAGUAAAAAAAAUGAAGAGUUGACUGUUGGUCAGGACAAUGGAUAA
Molecule: messenger RNA, 2847 nt
Organism: Pieris macdunnoughi
Lineage: Eukaryota; Metazoa; Arthropoda; Insecta; Lepidoptera; Pieridae
Source: the annotation of a GenBank genome assembly